This is a messenger RNA of Betta splendens (Siamese fighting fish), 1504 nucleotides long. RefSeq lists its product as uncharacterized. The coding region runs from base 159 to 878 and encodes 239 amino acids. NCBI's taxonomy places the organism in Eukaryota, Metazoa, Chordata, Actinopteri, Anabantiformes, Osphronemidae. The record is from RefSeq and is a predicted model, not a curated record. The transcript is spliced from 5 exons.
GUGGAGGAGGAGGCGUGGCCUCCCCAUCCCCCUCAGAGGGAGCCCCUCCCCCGGUUCCAUCCCUGAAAGGAAAGUCCAGCUCACUUCAACCUAAGAGUCACAGAGAGAAGUCGUCUGCUUCACAGCUCCUGUUCUAUAUCGUCCUCCUGUUGCUCCUCAUGGCUGCCUCGUCCAAGUCCUCGCAGACGGCAAAGAACAUAGUGAUGGCCCUGCUGGCCAUCUGGUCCAUCAUCUCCCUCAUCGUCAUCGUGGUGUGGGCGACAUCUCCGGUUCCAAAGACCUCGGCCCAGUGCUACGCUGAGCUGCAGGAGGUCACAGAGAGGCUGGAGGGAGGCCGGGUGGUGUGGACCAAGGACAAGCAGGCGCUGGAGGAGAAGGUGAUGGAGGAGAGGGAGAAGGUGGAGCAGCACAAGGUCCAGAUCCUGCUGCUGCACCAGCACCUCAACGCCAGCAACGCCUCGCUGGAGGAGUGUCAGCAGGAGAAGGUCGUCCUGAUGGGGAACAUCAGUUUACUGCAGGAGAACAUGGAGCUGCUCCGACGGACCCAGAAGAACCUCACGACUGAGCUGAGCCUGCGAGAAGAGCACAUCGAGGCCCUCCAGCAGAACCUGACCCAGGCCUUCCACCGGACCAACGCCUGCCGCAGCCUGAACGACGCUGCCAGGAGCGAGACCUUAGCGGCCAAGAGUCAGACCAAAGCCUGCGAGGCCCAACUUCAGCACCACAGCAAGCAGCUUCAGAAGUGUCGGUCCGACGCUGUGGUUGCUAAGCAGAUUCCACCGCAGCAGCAGGAGCAGGACAAAAGCUCGUCAGCCUCGGGCCUCCGCCUUCCUGCGCUGAUGCUGCACAUCUGCAGCGCUCUGCAUCUACUAACCUGAUUCAGCGUAGAAUCAAGGCGAUGUGACGGCGAGCACUGCGGUCCAGAACCCGGCAGAACCCGUAUGGACCAAUCACUGCUGUACAAACAAGCACAUUAAUGUGGACACACUUCGCUUUAGCUCGGACAGAUGAGACGUUCACUGUCAGACCGAUAGUCAAGCUUUACUGCUACUUUGGUUGAACUCCUCCCAAAUCCUGCAUCAGUCACUUGAGUUGUCCACAAAGUCUCAGGCUGAGUGGAAGGAAAAUCACUAAACUAAUGGUGGAUUUGGGAUAAAACUAACUGAAGCUAAUUCUGUCUAAAGAAAGUUGUUUACACAGAUGAUAACAUCUGAAUCUGGAUCAGCCCUUUACUGUCACCAGUGGAGCAGAAAGAAACACGUUCAUGUUUGUUGGUAACGAUGUGAUCCACGCGUCUCUGAGGCACGUUGAACCAUCACAUCUCUGGGGCUCUGGUGGGAAUGUCUCUUGUAUCACAAUGUCAUAGACUCUGGUUCCUUUUUUGAGGUAUUUACAGAACCGAUCCAGAUCAGGUGGAACAGUGUGUGAAUGGGGAACGUGCCGUUUGUUGAAAUCUUUACCUUCAAUCUGAAGCUGGGGGGAAAUAAACAACUUUCUGGAACAA